Diachasma alloeum is the source of this 2422-nucleotide messenger RNA. It is a transcript of the gene Mcm7, whose product is annotated as DNA replication licensing factor Mcm7. Gene Ontology annotation, cellular component: MCM complex; nucleus. The transcript has 3 exons. Gene Ontology annotation, molecular function: single-stranded DNA binding; ATP binding; ATP hydrolysis activity. Gene Ontology annotation, biological process: DNA replication initiation; DNA strand elongation involved in DNA replication; DNA replication. NCBI's taxonomy places the organism in Eukaryota, Metazoa, Arthropoda, Insecta, Hymenoptera, Braconidae. The record is from RefSeq and is a predicted model, not a curated record. The coding region runs from base 171 to 2348 and encodes 725 amino acids.
ACAGUGGCGAUCCCGAUAACUACAAUUUCUCCCGCCUUUUUAACCGCGUUCAGCGUUUACCUAGCCUACAACCCGUCAAGCAACACAAAUAUCUAGAUAAAUUGUUUUCAUUAAACCCCUAAUAAUAGCAUUUUUUUAAAUAAAAUCCGGUAAUUCCCAAAUUGGGCAAAAUGGCGGGGAAGAAGCCACGAGACUAUGCGAAAGACAGAGAUCAACUGAAAACAUUUUUUGAAGAAUUUGUAACGAUUGAUGACAAAACUGGCAACAAGUGCUUCAGAUACAGAGAGCAGCUGACGAAUAUUGCGCACAGAGAGCAGAUUGCAUUUAACAUAAAUUUGGAUGAUGUACGAGAGUUUGAUGAUGAAUUGGCUGAGGCCAUUGUCAAUAACACAAGGAGAUACGUGAAUUUAGUCACUGAGCUCGUUCAGGAGAUCCUUCCGGACUUUAAGGAGCGGACAGUGCCCCCAAAAGACGCGCUAGACAUUUACAUCGAGCACCGCCUGCUGAUGGAGGCCAGGACCCGUCACCCAGGUGACCAGCGAGACCCUCGCAAUCAGUACGCCCCCGAGUUGAUGCGAAGAUUCGAGGUGUACUUCGAAAAUUUCAACGACGCAAAACAGGUCUCCGUGCGAGAAAUGAAAGCAGUCAAUAUCGGAAAACUAACAACAGUCCGAGGAAUUGUGACGAGAUGUACAGAGGUAAAACCCAUGAUGGUGUGUGCCACCUACACAUGUGACCAGUGCGGAGCGGAGACAUACCAAACAAUUCAAUCCCUGAGCUUCAAACCCCUCGACACCUGCGUCAGCGACGACUGCAAAGUCAACAAAUCAGGGGGUAGACUCUACAUACAGACGAAGGGCUCGAAAUUCGUCAAAUUCCAAGAGCUCAAACUGCAGGAGCACAGUGACCAGGUGCCAGUGGGCCACAUACCCAGGACCCUGACAGUCUACUGCCGAGGGGAAACCACGAGAAAUUGCCUUCCAGGCGAUCACAUAAUAGUCACUGGAAUAUUCCUUCCACUUGCCAAAACGGGAUUCAAUCCGAGCGCUGGUGGAGGUCUCCUGAGUGAAACAUUCCUCGAAGCCCACCAAUUGACUCCACUGACAAACCUCGUCAGCGUCGACGACACCAGCCAACAACUCACCCAGGAGGAGCUUGAGGCUCUAACAGGUGAUGAUUUUUAUUCGAAAUUGGCUACAUCAAUAGCACCUGAAAUCUACGGACUGGAAGACGUGAAGAAAGCUCUUCUGCUGCUAUUGGUGGGUGGGACAGACAAGAAAAAAGGAGAUAUCAAAAUUCGUGGCAAUUUGAAUAUUUGCCUGAUGGGAGAUCCUGGUGUGGCUAAAUCUCAAUUAUUGGGAUUCAUCACUCGUCUGGCGCCACGAUCGCAGUACACAACUGGGAGGGGCUCGUCGGGGGUUGGUUUGACAGCAUCAGUCUUGAAAGAUCCACUGACUGGGCAAAUGAUGCUGGAGGGAGGGGCUCUCGUCCUGGCAGAUCAGGGCGUCUGCUGCAUCGACGAAUUUGACAAGAUGCAGGACGCCGACAGAACAGCUAUUCACGAAGUUAUGGAGCAGCAGACAAUAUCCAUUGCUAAGGCUGGGAUAAUGACACGUCUCAAUGCCAGGGUUUCCAUAUUAGCAGCAGCCAAUCCGGCCUUUGGCAAAUACAACGCUAAACGGACGAUAGAACAGAAUAUUCAGCUGCCAGCUGCCUUACUCUCGAGGUUUGAUCUCCUCUGGCUGAUUCAGGAUCGUGCUGAUCGUGAUAAUGAUCUUCGCUUGGCUCAGCACAUCACCACUGUUCAUCGCACUGGCACUCAACCCUCAACCGAGACAACGGCUAUUGAUAUGAAUCUCAUGAGGAGGUACAUUGCACUUUGCAAGACAAUUGAUCCAGCCAUCAGUCCGGACAUCACUGAAUACAUCGUCGAGUCUUACGUUGAUAUGCGAAGAGAAUCGAGGAACAGGCACGAUAAGACUUUCACGUCCGCACGUAAUUUACUUGCUGUUAUACGCUUGGCUACAGCACUUGCACGGUUACGGCUAUCGCCGACUGUUGAGAAGGAGGAUGUUGCUGAGGCUAAUCGGCUCGUUGAGAUGUCCAAGUACUCGAUUAAUUGUUCAGAUGUGCAGGUGGGGGGCAAUCAGCAGAGCACUGCCAAUCGAAUAUUCCAAGUUAUUCGGGAAUUGGCUGGCGAUUUGAAAACUGUCAAGGUCCCGGACAUUCUGCAGAGGUGCACCAGUAAGGGCUUCAAGCCUGAUGAGAUUGAUAAUUGCAUUGAGGAGUAUGAGGAACUCAAUGUGUGGCAGGUAAAUCAAGCCCGCACCAAGGUCACCUUCCUCUAAUUCACAAUUUAUCGAUUUUUUAUUUUUGUUCGUAUUAAUAUUAUUUCAUACAAUAAACGGUUUUUUGUAUAUUA